Molecule: messenger RNA, 1513 nt
Organism: Phyllostomus discolor (pale spear-nosed bat)
Lineage: Eukaryota; Metazoa; Chordata; Mammalia; Chiroptera; Phyllostomidae
Product: olfactory receptor 2A12-like
Exons: 4
Coding region: 300-1238 (312 amino acids)
Biological process (GO): G protein-coupled receptor signaling pathway
Cellular component (GO): membrane
Molecular function (GO): G protein-coupled receptor activity; olfactory receptor activity
Source: RefSeq, a predicted model, not a curated record
AGGGCGGGGCUGUCCCUGUGCUGCCAGGGGAAGGUGCCUGCUGGGGCUGCAGCCUGGCAUUAAAGAUACUGGAUGAGGGAGGUUCAGCCUGGGCAAGAUGGAUGGGAGCAGGGCAUGAGGGCUUAUCAGGAGGAGACUUGGUGACUCAGAUAACCCCACAUACCCUCAUGAGGAAAAGUAGGGCAGAUUCUACCCUGGAGAAGGCAGGAAAUGAGAGAGCAAGUGAUCAAGUAGGAGAUUCUUACAUCUUUGAAAUUACUCUUCUCAAGAAGAAUGUGGCUUACAAGUAGUGGAACACAAUGCAAGAGAUUAACCAGUCCCAUGUGACUGAAUUCAUCCUUCUGGGCUUCUCCUUCAGUCCCAGGAUCAUGCCUCUGCUCUUCUCAGCCUUCCUGAUGAUCUAUCUGUUGACUAUUCUGGGCAACAGCACUAUCAGUAUCCUCAUCUGCCUGGAUUCGCGCCUCCACACACCCAUGUACUUCUUUAUUGGCAUCCUUUCCCUGUUGGAUCUGUGCUACACCACUACAACUGUGCCCCAGAUGUUGGCACAUAUGACCAACCAGAAGAAGACCAUCUCUUUUGCCCGCUGUGUAGCCCAAAUGUACAUAUUCUUGUUGCUAGGCAUCACUGAGUCCUGGCUUUUUGCCAUCAUGUCUAUAGACAGGUAUGUGGCCAUUUGCCACCCACUUAGGUACAAGGUCAUCAUGAGCCCUCUGUUGUGUGGUUUAAUGGUCUUUUGCUGUGGACUCUGGGGUGUCAUCUCUGCUCUUCUCUACACUGUGUUUGCCAUGCGUCUGCCCUACUGUGGCCCCAACAAGAUCAACCACUUCUUCUGUGAAGUCCCAGCAAUCUUAAAACUGGCUUGUGCAGACACCUCAGUCAAUGACCGAGUAGACUUCAUUCUAGGCUUUAGUUCCACCCUGGUUCCACUUUUCGUUAUCCUUGUCAUUUAUGUCAACAUCUUAGUUGCCAUCUUGAGGAUCCGUUCAGCCCAGGGGCGGCUGAAGGCCUUCUCCACAUGUGCCUCCCAUAUCACUGUGGUCACCAUGUUUUGUGUGCCCGUAUUGCUCAUGUACAUGAGGCCUGGCUCUGAGGCCAGCCCAGAGGAAGACAAAAAGUUGGCCCUGUUCUACAAUGUCAUCUCUGCUUUCCUCAACCCCAUCAUCUAUAGCCUCCGAAAUAAAGAUGUGAAGGGGGCAUUCCUCAAGGUGACAGGCUGGGGCAGAGCCCCAGAAUGAGGCCCUGGAAGGAUAGUGGGGGACAGAGAAACAAGACUCAUGAUGCACACUCAGUGCACCAACACUCAUUCACAUACUCAGUAGCACCAGUACAUACCUCCCUUGCUCAGCUCUAAUCUUGACACGAUACUGGUCCUUGGGAGACAGCCCAUGAUUUGGCUGACAGAUGAAUACCAUGAAAUGUCUUCUAGGCACAUCAGUCUUCCAGUACCCUUUUGUUCUAGAAUCUUUGUAGUUAACGAAAGAAGGGACAUUUUUGUCAACUUAGUAGUUAA